ACAAGUCAAACGGGUACACCCUGCAGUAUAUAAGGAAGGAUCACAUUGUGUGGAGACAGUUUCCAACAUCCAGAUUACAGGAUAUCACAUAUCAUCUUCUGGUCUGGAAUUUUUCACAAAAAGUCAAAAUGAAAGAAGAUAUUGAUUUCCAGAAAACAGCCCCUUACAUCAUUGAUGGCUUUCCUGAUAACACCUAUGAGAACCCUGCCUUUCAACAAGAUGAAAAGCCAGAAAGUAAUGGGAUAGUAAAGAAGGAGACAGACAAUCAGAAAAAAAUGAAGAAAAAAAAGGAGCCUAUAUCAAUGGUGGGAUAUAUCGAGCUGUUCAGCUAUGCAGAUAGCUUGGAUGUAUUAUUGAUGAUUGUUGGUAUGUUGGCUUCUUUCGCCUGUGGCACUGGGCUCCCUAUUAUGAUUAUAAUCUUUGGACAGAUGACAGAUGCUUUUGUCCAAAGUGGAAUUAACAUAAAUGCUACUGUAUUGAACUUGACUAAUCUGACAGAAGAAUGUAAUCAAAAGUAUAUAGGAACUUUGGACAUAGAAGCUGAAAUGACAAAAUACGCUUACUAUUAUGUUGGCAUUGGCUGUGCUGUAUUCGUAUUGAGUAUUAUUCAAAUUUGGACCUUUCUGGUAUCUGCUGCACGGCAGACUCAUAGAAUUCGGCAGCGUUUUUUCAAAGCCGUGCUUCACCAGGAAAUGGCUUGGUUUGAUGCUACCCAAAUUGGCACCUUGAACACCAGACUAACAGAGGAUAUUAACACUAUUCAUGAAGGACUUGGGGACAAAAUUUGUAUAUUUGCCCAGUACUUUGCCACCUUCAUAACUGGAAUAAUUAUUGGAUUUGUGAAUGGUUGGAAAUUGACCUUAGUCAUCCUGUCAGUGAGUCCGCUUCUUGGUGUAUCUGCAGCAGUCUGGUCUAUGCUACUCGCAUCAUUUACAACAAAAGAAUUGUCUGCUUACGCACACGCUGGAGCUGUAGCAGAGGAGAUCCUUACAGCAAUACGAACAGUUGUUGCAUUUAAUGGACAAGAAAAGGCACUAAGUCAGUAUAAUGCAAACUUAAAAAAUGCCAAAAAAGUUGGCAUAAAAAAGGAAAUUACAACUAAUGUGUCCAUGGGACUCUCUCAGUUUCUCAUCUUUGGAGCAUAUGCUUUAGCUUUCUGGUAUGGAACCAAGCUCACAGUUGAUGAACCUGAUACAUAUAGUAUUGGCAAAGUUUGUAUUGUGUUUUUCUCAGUACUCAUUGGAACAUUUUCCCUUGGUCAAGCGGCUCCCAAUGUAGAGAGCAUUGCAAAUGCACGUGGUGCUGCCUAUGAAGUAUACAAAGUCAUCAAUAAGCAUCGGCCAAUUGACAGUAGUUCUAGUGAUGGACACAAACCAGAUAAACUUAUAGGACACAUUGAGUUUCAGAAUAUUCACUUCUCUUAUCCAAGUAGGAAAGAUAUACAAAUUUUAAAAGGUCUCAAUCUAAAAGUUGAUGCUGGAAAGACAAUUGCUCUUGUGGGGUCCAGUGGCUGUGGAAAAAGUACCACAAUUCAACUGCUGCAGAGAUUCUAUGAUCCUCUUGAAGGGCAGGUUCUGGUAGAUGGACAUGAUGUGCGUACACUCAACGUGAAGUGGCUAAGAGAAAAUAUUGGAGUUGUUAGCCAAGAGCCAAUUUUGUUUGGAACAACAAUCCGGGAAAAUAUUCACUAUGGAAGACAGGAUGUUACUGAAGAGGAAAUUAUUCAAGCAACCAAGGAAGCCAAUGCCUUCGAUUUCAUAUCUAAGCUCCCAGAUGGUUUAGAUACAAUGGUGGGUGAAAGAGGAGCUCAGCUCAGUGGAGGCCAGAAGCAGAGAAUAGCUAUUGCUCGGGCCUUAGUCCGUAACCCCAAAAUCCUGCUGCUUGAUGAAGCAACAUCAGCUUUGGAUACUCAAAGUGAAUUUAUUGUGCAGAAUGCUUUGGAUAAGGCUAGAGCUGGCCGAACCACAAUUGUAAUUGCUCACCGUCUGUCUACAGUCCGUACAGCUGAUAUCAUUGCUGGAUUUCACAAUGGUGUUGUGGUGGAACAGGGGUCACAUGAAGAUCUUAUGAAUAAACAGGGGGUGUACUAUUCUCUUGUAAUGCUACAGAGUUAUAAUAAAACUGAAGAGAAUGGAGAUAGUGAUAGCGAGGAAGCAGAAGAAGGUGAUGAGGAUGAAGGAGAAAUAUUUGAAUAUGAUGAUAAAAAUGAAGAGUUUGCAGAAAUUGCUCUGGACCCGCAAGACCCUCAUGCAUUGGAUAUCAUAAACAGACAUGAGAUGCAUAGACAUUCCAGCAUAAGAAAGAGACAUUCUACAAAAAGAAAAUCCAAAUCAAAGAAAUCUACAAGCAAUUCAAAGGAGGUUGUGGAAGAAGAACUUCCCAGUUUCUCUCUUAACAAAAUACUUGCACUCAACAAACCAGAAUUUUUCUUCAUUGUCAUUGGUGUCAUUGCUGCAGCCAUAUGCGGUGGCAUAUACCCAACAUUUGCUGUCAUUUUUGGGAAAAUGAUUGGGGCAUUCAGUAUCACCGAUAAGGAUGAGAGAAGCCAGAGGACAAUUCUACUUUCACUAAUGUUUCUUGCACUCGGUGUGAUCAGUCUGAUUGUUUAUGUCAUUAUGGGUUUUGCAUUUGGAAUAUCUGGAGAGAAUUUAACAAUGAGAUUAAGGUCAUUAUCAUUUAAAGCAUUGCUCCGCCAGGAAAUUGGGUUCUUUGAUGAUCAUGCAAAUGCCGUUGGAGUUUUGCUUACCAGACUUGCCACAGAUGCAUCUCAAGUGAAAGGAGCUACUGGAAGUCGCAUUGGAUUGAUCACCAUGACAGUGUGCACUCUACUGGCAGCGAUCAUAAUUGCAUUUGUGCACGGCUGGCAGCUAACACUACUUAUUUUGGCUUGUAUUCCCUUUUUGAUUGGUGCAAAUUUUAUUAGAAUGAAAUCAAUGGCUGGCCAUGCAUCAAAGGACCAAAAAGCUUUAGAAGAAGCUGGAAGAAUUUCUACGGAGUCAGUUGAAAAUAUAAGAACAGUUGUUUCCCUGACAAGAGAAGAGACAUUUUAUGAUCGAUACAAUGAUAGCUUAAGCGGUCCUUACAAGGACUCGUUGGCUAAAGCUCCACUUUAUGCCUUUACUUACGCACUUUCCCAGUCAAUAAACUACUUUGUGAACGCCAUUGUAUUCCGCUUCGGAGCCUGGCUUAUAGCACACUGCUACACACAGUUUGAAAAUGUCUUCAUUGUGUUCUCUGCAAUUAUUUUUGCUGCUAUGAAUGUCGGACAGUCCACGUCUCUUGCUCCUGACUUUGGAAAAGCCAGGGUAUCGGCCCAACGCAUUAUGAAGCUCUUGGAAAGGAAACCGGCAAUUGAUAGUUAUAGCGAAGAUGGUGAAAAACCGAUUGGAUUUGAAGGAAACCUUGAAUUUCGAGAUUUAAAAUUUGUGUAUCCCACAAGACCGAAAGUCCAAGUUCUUCAGGGGCUUAGUGUAAGCGUUUCCAAAGGGCAAACCCUCGCCUUGGUUGGCAGCAGCGGGUGUGGAAAGAGUACCUCAGUACAGCUACUGGAGAGGUUUUAUGAUCCAGUAGAAGGCACAGUGCUUGCAGAUGGAAAUGAUACAAAGAAGCUAAAUCUGAAAUGGCUGAGGUCCCAAAUGGGAAUUGUGUCUCAGGAGCCCAUGCUGUUCGACUGCAGCAUAGAAGAAAACAUUCAGUAUGGAGUCCUUGACAGACAAGUGACUGAAGAGGAAAUUAUUGAAGCUGCAAAAGCUGCAAAUAUUCACACAUUCAUCGAAAACCUGCCUGAUAAAUAUAAGACACGGGUGGGAGAUAAAGGAGCCCAGCUCUCAGGAGGACAGAAGCAGAGAAUCGCCAUUGCUCGGGCAUUAAUCCGCAAACCAAAAGUUCUGCUCUUGGAUGAAGCAACAUCUGCGCUUGACACAGAGAGUGAAAAGAUUGUCCAGAAGGCUUUGGAUGAUGCCAGACAAGGAAGGACAUGUGUAGUUAUCGCACAUAGGCUCACAACAGUACAAAAUGCGGACAUCAUAGCAGUAAUUCAAAAUGGACAGGUCAUUGAGCAAGGAACUCAUCCUCAGCUUCUGGCAAAACAAGGCGCCUAUUAUGCGCUAGUAAAUUCUCAAGUCACUGACUGAUUUAGAGUUUUUACUUUGAGAAAAUAUUUAAGAUCUGGUUCUGAAAUUGAACCCCUGCACAAACUAUGUGGUCUUCAGAACUACAGAGCAAAGAGCACAUUGACAUCUGAUGUUCAGCUACCACUGGACGAGUGUCGGGACCGGACUCGCAACAUUACACCAUGACUGGUUCAGUCAGAAAGGCACUUUUACUUUCUUGAAUGUAUGAUGUGAUCAUACAGCGUAUGUCAUUGUGAUGGGUUUCCACCUAUGCUGGGAAAUAUUUUUACUUUUUGGUAAAAUACCCCAAAAAUAAUGUUCCUGAACACUUACUUAUAUUUUUUUUAACCUUACCAAUAAAAGGGAUAACCUGUUGGAAAAUGUUAUAUCUACAAUAUUUAAUAUAUAUUUAUAAAAAAAUAAA
Messenger RNA from Hyla sarda, 4536 nucleotides. Its product is annotated as ATP-dependent translocase ABCB1-like. The transcript has 29 exons. Gene Ontology annotation, molecular function: ATP hydrolysis activity; ATP binding; ABC-type transporter activity. Gene Ontology annotation, cellular component: membrane. Gene Ontology annotation, biological process: transmembrane transport. The coding region runs from base 129 to 4133 and encodes 1334 amino acids. Lineage: Eukaryota; Metazoa; Chordata; Amphibia; Anura; Hylidae. The record is from RefSeq and is a predicted model, not a curated record.